AAAAAUAGAUUUUCUUCACGUAAUCAAAGCAUAAAUGUACAGACGUGGCUCCAAUUGAUUGGACUGCCAAUGUGCAUGCGCCACUUCGUCCGCACCACAUCUAAACUCCUUAUUUCGCAGAACCACACAAGCCAACCAACAAGAUAGAACAGGAAAUCAAAAAAUUGAAAAGCACAGGCUGCGCAGUCUGCGAAUCCCAAAUCCAAAUGAGCAACACCGUCGUCCUCAUCCGAACCCUUAAUCCUCUAAGGCCAACCACCUUACUCCUCCCAAAACCCUGGCCUAGCCGCUGCCGCCGAUCCAUCAGAGCCGGUCCCGCUGGGGACGACGGCGCGCCACCGCCGGCGACUACCCCUGUUACUCCGACGGAGACCGUGGAGAUCAGGUUCAGGAGGGGGUCGAGAAGGCGGUCGAGGGUGAGGGAGGAGGGCGACGGCGGAGGAGCGAAGGAGGCGGAAGCUGCGGCGGCGAAGAAGGAGUGGAAGGAGAUGAGCGCGGCGGAGAAGGUAGUGGAGAUGUACGUGGGAGAGAAGGGACUGCUGUUCUGGCUCAACAAAUUCGCGUACGCAUCCAUCUUCGCGAUAAUCGGAGGAUGGAUAGUGUUUCGAUUCGUAGGGCCUGCGCUGAACCUGUACCAGCUGGAUGCUCCUCCCCUCUCCCCUUCCUCCGUGUUCAAGGGAUCAUGAACCCGUCGUUGAUUCAUGAUUGUAGCAACAAUUUGGAGAGAAAUUGAAAUAGUCUAUUUCGAUGCCUUCCAUCUUUUCUACCAGUAGAUUGAUUACUGCAAGUUCAAUACGAUUCAAAUAAUAUUGUUUAAAGUUCAGAAUA
This is a messenger RNA of Malania oleifera, 828 nucleotides long. RefSeq lists its product as uncharacterized. The transcript has a single exon. The record is from RefSeq and is a predicted model, not a curated record. The coding region runs from base 207 to 686 and encodes 159 amino acids. NCBI's taxonomy places the organism in Eukaryota, Viridiplantae, Streptophyta, Magnoliopsida, Santalales, Ximeniaceae. Gene Ontology annotation, cellular component: chloroplast.